Filobasidium floriforme is the source of this 258-nucleotide messenger RNA. RefSeq lists its product as uncharacterized. The transcript is spliced from 2 exons. The coding region runs from base 1 to 258 and encodes 85 amino acids. The record is from RefSeq and is a predicted model, not a curated record. Lineage: Eukaryota; Fungi; Basidiomycota; Tremellomycetes; Filobasidiales; Filobasidiaceae.
AUGGCCGACAAACUGCUUAUCAAGCUCGAAAAGCAAUGGGGCAAAAUCAAGUCUCAAUGGAACAAGGUCGAUUCCCUCCAUCGCAUCGUCACCAAUGUCAUCCAGCAUGGAGAAGAUAUUGGUGCUCUUAAGGCAGAGAACACCCUGCUCAAAGAUGAGAACAAGAAGAAAGAACCAAAAAUUCAGCAGAGCUUGGAAUGUCUCAGAAUCAUCAAUGAUUGGGUCUACUUUUACAUCUCCCAUAGGUGCUUAUUAUAA